AAAUGCCGUAGCAAACUGACCACCGCAUAAUUUUGAAUUCUCCACUUAUUUCCGCUCAUUUUUGAUUCUCUGAUCAGUGAUGGCUCUAUUAAAUUCAAAGUAUCUCUCAGUGCUUGGCACAUUUCUGCUAUUUUGCAUUCCAUUUCAAGGCGUUGAUGGACUAAAUUGUUAUUCCUGCUCUUCCCUAGAGAAUUGUUAUACUUCUCGAUCUCAAAUUGCUUGUAAGGCUAGUGAAAAGAAUUGCGAAAUUAAGUUCGAUGCAACCGAUGCUAUCAUAAGCAUGAACUGUGCCGAGACUUGCGAUGAAGCUGCAACUUGUUGCACUGGCGAUUUGUGUAACAAAUACCUCAACUACAACGGCAUUAACAUUAUCGCAGUGGCAACUGAUUCUAGCGCAAACACAGCAUCGCCAAAUAGCGGUUCAACCCAAAAAGACUCUGGCACGGUGUCAGAUUCAGGUGCAGAUACAAACACCACUACCACAGAACAUACCACGGUUUCAAGUUCUAAUACGGAAAAGAACAGCACUGAUUCAGGUUCUAGUACAGGAAAUGAUACUACCACCGCCAAGCCCAGCAGCAAUGGAGGAAAUCUAGUAACUUCUGCAAUGUCUGCAAUGGCUCUUGGAAUUGCCUUUUCCCUUUUAUCCGUAUAUUAAACAACAUGUAAUUAUAUUGAUAUUUUAAACAUUACAAAUUAUAAUAAAAUUAAUCACUUGCAAUGCAAAA
Molecule: messenger RNA, 728 nt
Organism: Drosophila willistoni
Lineage: Eukaryota; Metazoa; Arthropoda; Insecta; Diptera; Drosophilidae
Product: Y' element ATP-dependent helicase YLL067C
Exons: 2
Coding region: 80-658 (192 amino acids)
Source: RefSeq, a predicted model, not a curated record